Molecule: messenger RNA, 14515 nt
Organism: Apis florea (little honeybee)
Lineage: Eukaryota; Metazoa; Arthropoda; Insecta; Hymenoptera; Apidae
Source: RefSeq, a predicted model, not a curated record
CGCCACGUGGAAGAUAUAAGAGGAGGAGGAGAGAGUUUCCGAGAUGUCCAAUUGCUGCAGCUGCAUCCGUGAUUGCACCGCGGACACUUAUCAACCGCUGAGCUCGCAGAGAUUCGGGUGCAGCCGCGCCAAGGUGCAGAGGGAUGGGAGAGAGGGCAUCAGGAGCCCGAGGAACCAGCGUAGAAAGCUUAGCGUGCGAUACGACGCGGUUAGGCCGGCCCGAGCUGCAAGUGAUCAGUCAACGCCGCAUCGCCAUCUGCCCGGCAGUCUGAGAGGUUCUCUGAGUUACUCUCACAGUCACCGGCAUAACCAUCUUCACAGACAUGAUCCACCAUUGCCACCGGCAUAUUGCACUCCACCUCCGCCUCCCACCUCGAGUUUCCCCACAGUACAGCGUAGCUGUGCCCUGCAUUCGAGGCUCGACCAGCCGGUGACCAGCUCGACGUCCGGAAUGGACAGCAAAAAGGAAGAAAAGGAAAAACUGAUUUCAGGUCCUGAAGAGGAGAAAUUGUUGGGCUCGAUAUUGUUGCCAUCGUACAGGGUCACUGUGUGCAAACCGGAGGACAAAGUUAACAGGAAGUUCGCGUUCAAAGCUGAACACGCUAACAUGAGGACCUAUCACUUCGCUGCCGACAGCCGUGAAAGCAUGAAUCAAUGGGUGAACGCAUUGACAUUGGCGACUCUCCUUCAGGAUCCAAGCCCGGGGGGCGGCGAGGCGGCGGUGGUGAUCGAGAUAGGAGGGGGGCAGCAGGAGGGUGAGCGAAGCGCGAGGCCGAGCGUCUCGUCCAUAUCCUCGAUCCUGAACCAGAGCGCGGACGACAGCGAUUCCGGGUUCCACGGUUUCCAGUCCCGCGACGAUCCCAGCCACGCGUCCAACAACAACUCAAGCCCGAACAGCGUGAACACCGCCUCCUUCCCGAACCUGAGCGGCAGCAAUGGGAACAGCAACAAUGGAAAUAGCAGCGCCACCAACAACAAUCAUUCCCUCAUCAUCAACAACAACAACAACAACAACAACAACAUCAGCCUCGCCAACACAGGGAGCAACAACAACUCGAACGACGUCGUCCAACCGAUGGUGAACGGUUGGAUCCAACAAUCCCCUUACGGCCAAUCAGCGAGCACGUCGCAACAACAACAACAAUACGGCCAAUUGAUGUCGUCCGUGGUCAGCCAGCAGGUCCACUCCCACCACCAUCCCCACCAACCGCUGCUCCACCAACACCUGUCCCCCCACCUCCCCGCCCAGAUCCUUCAACACAACAAACAACAACCUCAACAACCUCAACAAACCGCUCACCUGGUGCAAACUGUCCAACCCAUGCCGAGGAAAUUCGGCCAACCGAUUUACGCGAACGCGCCCCCUAAACCGAGGCGAAUCACCGACGGAUCGACCGAGUACUCGACCCCCUCCCCCGACCCCGAUUACAGAAAAUCGCCCGUUUCGCCGGACGUGACGACAAUGACGAGCAAGAGCCCGAUGUCGGAUUACGACAGGGGUAGCCUGAUCUACGGGACGAGAUCCGUCGGUGGCCAACAACAGCAGCAAGCCCCGUCACAGCACAGCUUGAGGACGGACAAGUCCGGCUUGAAUUACGGGUAUGGUGGGGGCCAGGCGCAGGCGCAGACCGAGAGGCGCACGCCCGACACGUACGGGCGCAGCGCGGCGAAACCGAGGCCGGGGAGGGGGAACGGCGACUACGAGGAGGUGUACGGGGCGCCCCAGUUGUACCAGAGGCCGGCAGGCCCCGUCGGUUACACGAAGGGGGCCUCCCCCGCACCUAUCCCCAUCCCCAUCUACGCGCAACAACAUCAUCAGCAAUACCAGCAGCAGAUACAUGCCUCGAACGUGCCGAUAAUGAGGCAGCCGAGGGCGCAGCCACCGCCACGGCCGCACAGCGCGGACUUCUUGGAGUACGAGGCGAUAAGGAAGCCCCAACAGCAGAUGCCGCCGCAGUGCGAGGAGUCGGUGAAUCAACAGAGGCGUCCACAGAGGCCUAAAUCGAGUUUAGACAUAGUCACUCCGUCGGACGCAGCGAACGACGGAUACUUUUAUUCCGAGGAAAGAUACGCGGCACAGAUGCGGCAAUCCGCGGUUUAUCUCCACCAGACGCCCCAGCAUCACCAGCAACAAAGGAACCAAUCGCUUUCCCGGACGACAAUGCCCUCGAAAGCGACUGGGAUCCGCGACAGAAGCGACGAAAGUAGGAUAGCCACGCUACCGGAAGUUUCCUGCUCAGCCCUGAGGCGGGGACAACACGUUCAUCAGCAACACGUGAUACCUCACCAAUCGCUCCAACGGCAUACCGAAGUGAGCAGCAACGAGGCGAAGUUGAGGCGGUCGUUGCGGGAGAAGAGUUACGAGGCGAGCAGCCGAGAAAUGCUGAGUCACAUGGCGGAGGAAGGGACGGUGCCGCGAAGAAUUCCACGCGAGUACGAGUGUUCGAUGGGGUGGGGAAACAGGGGGACGAGUCAGGGUAGCGCUCACGUGGGCCAACCGUGUCACGCUCCUCACGCCGCCGCCAGACGAUGGAACGAGCAGCAACAGUUCUGCAGGUCGGCGUCCGCGCGCCUACCGAGGACCAGGCACCCGGCUACCUUGGACCCUGACGACGACGAUUACGAACGAUCGUCCGAGCAGGACUCGCGGGAUGGUGAACGAAAGAUACAACAGCGCGAGGAGUCGAUGAAGCGGCUGCUGGAAUGGAAGCAGCGGAUGCUGCAGUCGCCGCUCACCCGGAAGCCAUCGGCCUCGGCAAACAGAGGCCGUGCGCAGAACGAGCUGUCCACCUAUUACAAGCAGCAGGCGCUGCUCGAUCUCGCUGCCCACGAGGCGUCGGUCGCCGAGGGCCGCCACUCGCGGCGGAGGGAGGACGGCGGUGGUCAUCGGCCGCACGCGCGCAGCAAGAGCACGGACGGGAGGAGGACUGUGGCCAACGUUUCGCGAUACAACAGCUACUCCAGCGACGACGAAGAGCUGGGAGACGACCGGAGGAAGCAAAGAGCGCGCAGCAGACCCUCGCACGCAGCAGCAGCGGCAGGAGGAGGAGGAGGAGGAGGAGGAGGAGGAGGAGGAGUAAGGAAUCCCCGCAACCAGGCGACGACGACGACGACGACUACGAUCGGCGACGACGACGAUCAUCAAGAUGGCGCUGGCGGCGGCGGCGGAGGCCAGCAAAACGGGGGGGGGAGGAGGAGGAGGAGGAUAGGUCGAGGGGGGUGGAGGAGGAGGAGAAGGAAGAACGUCGAACCUGGUGCGGUGCAGGAUACGCUCGUUCGAGGAGGCGCGUGCCAGGCGGAUGGGCUCGGUAUGCGGGAACCGUUGAAGGUGUCGUCCCCCCUCCAACCGACCGAGGCGCACGUGUCCAAGUUGGAGUGCGCGAAGAGGAGGAGGAGGAGGAGCCCCCCCUCCGCCACCACCUCCUCCUCCUCGAUGAUACGAAACUUCGCGCUCGGGGAGACGAGCGGCGGGGGCGGUCGGCCGGUCGUUGAAGAGGAGGGGGAGGGGGACGUGGGGCACGCGAAGCAAGCGUCGACCGACAGCAACAAAUCCGUGAAGGACUUGUUGGCCGAUUUCGAGAGGAAGUCUCGGCAGGAGCACGGUGGAGGUGGGAAACGGGUGGAGGUGAAGCAUCGCGGGGUGUUCAGCGACUCGGAGGCGCUGUUGUACGACAGUAGCGACUUGGACAAGCACGAGGAGGAGGGCAAGGAUAGGAUCCAUUCCGGUCAUUACUAUCAUCAUCCACAGAACGACGAUCACGGGACGGACGCGAGCAAGAAGAGAGGCGACGUCGCUUUCAGGCGCAAGAAGACGAGCGAAGUUCAAACGGAGGAGGAGGAGGAGGAGGAGGAGGAAGCGAAUCCUAGUCGAGGCAGGUUGAGCGUGACCGAGUCCCUGUUGACCCACGUGGAUCAUCGUUCGUCCGGGGACGAGAGCGGAACCACGAGUCCAACGAUAAAGCAGGAGGAGGAGGAGGAGGAGGAGGCGAGUCCACCGGAGGAGCAUUACCUGCCCAUGUCGCCUAGGAAGGCUAUACUGGACCCGAACGACGAGAACAGGCCGAAUCCGAAGAUGAUGGAGAGCCUGUUCGCCAAUCUGGAGCACGAGGAGAGCUCGUACGUGGAGAUGGCGCAGAACGCGUUCCUUCUCGCCCCCUCGGGUGGCAGGCACGACUCGGGCGAUUACUCCACCCUGGACAACACCCCCCACUACGAGUUCGUCUGCGUGUCCGACAGCAAGAUGGAGCCGGUGUACAUGGAGGUGAGCCAGUUGUCGGAGAAGGAGGAGGAGGAGGAUGAGGAGGAGGAGGAGGAGGUGGUGGAGGAGAAUAACAACGGCAAGGAAAAUGGCAAAGGGAAGAGGAGAUCGCACGAGGACGCGAGGACCGAUCUGCCCGAUAUCCUGACGGCGUUGAAAUCGGACAGCUCGGACGCGGACGACGAGUCGUCCAAGGAUCUCGACUCGAUCGACGCCCCCCGCCACCCGAGGUUCAGCUUGUCCGACACGUUCAGGCCCGCCUCGUAUUAUCUGGGCGCCAGUCGAGCCAUGAUCGCCGAGUUGCACGAUUCCUCCGACAGCGAGCUCGUCUCCCCGCCCCCGAUCCCAACCUCCCCCCCACCCUUGGACGACCUGGACUCGUUGGACAUGCAGGAGUCGUCCUCCCUCGAGGUAAAGAAAGUGUCGCCCCAGGUGGCGGUGGCGAGGGAGCAGAUCUGGGCCAGGAAGCAACAACCGAUGAUGGGGGGCCAGGCCGAGGGGCACAGGCCGCCCUCGAGGCCGUUCUCGGACGCCACCAUUCUCGGCUCCCCGUUCAGGGACAGCCGGAUCUCUCUGGAGAGCAGCGAUUCGGUGGAGGCGAGGACGGCCGAGGAGGAGGCGAGGCACAGACAAUUGAAGACGAGGCCGGUGAGCGAGGUGUGCGAGGUGUUGGACAGUUUGGACGAGUUGGAGUCGCUGGGCAGCCGCUUCGACGGGGCGAGUAUCGACCUGGAUCGGUAUCUGGAGGAGUUGCAGGCGCGGGAUGCCUUCAACGUCGACCUCUACGCCAAGGAGCCGAGUUACAACAACAUUUACGGGUUCAACGAGAGCCGUGCGAUGGACAAAGCGCGGAGGCAGGCUGCGAUCUGCCACGAUCCGUCGAACGUGAGACGAACGUCGAACAGGGAGGCUGGGGUGAUGGUGGUUGGGGCUGCUGGUUUCGACGAUCUCGAGUCACGGGGGUACGGGGGGCGGAACAAGAUGGGAUCGGCCAGCAGUUUGCCCUCGAUGAGGGUCAGCGACGCUGCUCCCCCGUCCCACCAGCACUCGCAGUCCUUCACGGGGGACGCUCAUUACGAGAACGUGUCGAGCUUCUCCCCCCUUCGAUCGUCGGAGAACGAGCAGAGCAAUGGGCACGGAAGAAGGGGGUCUCAGGGCAAUCUGUUGAUCCCGUCGCACAGCAGGGACUCGAGCUACUCGCUGGGAGCCGCCUCGAUCUCGACCUCCAUGGCUUGUCAGAGGCCUGCCAGCGCCCAAUCCUCGUCCAUCCACUCUCCCACGGGCUCGAAUUUGGUCGGCAAUGCGACGACCAACCUGGCCGCCAACAACUGUGCCACGAGCCCCCCUCCCUAUCCGCCCGAUCAACGGUUCCAAAAUCAUCACCACUCGAGGUCGGCCAGCCAGGAUUCCGCCCGAUACUCGAACCGCAGAUCCUCGUCCAGCCAGGAUUCCCACUAUCCAACCCCGAACUCGGUCAAACCCCCCCAAUCGUAUCUGCCGAGCGAGCCUCGCCCCCAGAGCCAGCAAUCGAGCGCCCCCUAUUACUAUUCGGAUCUUCGAGCGAGCGCGAAUACGAGCGUGGACACGGCCGAGGCCGCGAGGGAGAAACCACCGAUCGGCCACACGUCCAGGCUGCCUCAGUUGAACAAUCAGAGGGACGACGCCUCGGCUAUGAACAAGAGGAACGACAUAGGGCGUAUAGUGAAUCCCAUCUCGAGGCAGGUGGUGGCCAGACAGAUCCAGGUGGACGACAUCGACGAGGCGAGGCGGAUAGCGGCCGAGCUGAGAAAGACGACUUGCCAGCUGUUGGGCGACAACAAGGCGGACCUCGUGGACAAGAAGAACUUUUACGAGUCGGACACGCUGAGGAGGGUGAAGUCGACGGAUCCUUUGCCGGACGUCUCCGAGAUCAACGCCAGGAACCUGUACCCGCACGGGCUGCGCGACAAAUCGAACGGCCGCUCGACGACGAGUCGGGGAGACGCGUUCGACGCGUCGCAGGCGUCGCACAGGAGGUCGAGAUCGUUGGAGGGUCUGUUGGACGACGUCGGCCUUCAGAAUCUGGUCGAGCAGCGGAACAGGAGCAACCAGCGCGUGGCCGCCGUUCAACCGACUCGGACUGAGCAACAAGCUUCCUCUAGUAGCAACAACGACGACGACACCAGCGCCGCCACGGCCAACGCCACCUCUUCUAUGCCGGGAACGAACAACGACUUCGAAGCGGACGAUCCUUGGGAACAGGAUCUCCUGUGGAGGGAGAGCCUUCGAAGAGUGAGUUUACGGAACGCCAGGUCCUUGGACAACCUGGACAACCAACCUCCUAGACAACAACAACAAUCCGCCAAUUCGGACGCGAAGGGAGCUAGGAACAAGAUCACCCGUGGCGCCACCUACGUGAACGACAGCGUGAUUCUGUCGAGGAGGGAGAACUCGUGCCCCGAGGACAGAGGAGGGCCUCGAGUGAAACGGAGGGGCAACAAGAAGGAGGGGGAUGAGGCGGAGGAGGAGGUGGUCGACGACCUGACCUACGAGAGCCUGUCGAUGGAGCGGAUUCACGCGGGGGGGUACGUGUGGGACGCGCAGAACGAGGCCUAUCGGAAGGCGAGCACGAGCAUCACGGCUAACGCAACCACCGCCACAACCACCACCGCGAUCACCGAGGAUCAUUUUUUAGAGGAAGGCAACCUUCCCUCGAUUCGCUCGAUCUCGACGACGCAGCACCACCAGGUGGUGCCGUCAGGCCCCGCGGCGUUCGAGCUCGAUCGGGAGAAGCUGCGACAGUGGGACCUGUUGUCGAGCGCCUGCUUACUCCAGGAACAGCAACAACAACAGCAGCAGCAGUGCAGCUCGAUGGCGGACUCGGGGCGAGGGUUGCCAAUCGUGGAACGGCCUGGAGGCGUUCUCGACGUGUCGAGGAACAGUGGCGCCAACGUGGCGUUGUCGUUGACCAAUCACGAUCGAGAUGUCGUUCUGAAGGCGCUCGAGGGCAAGGGUAUGCAGAGCACGAUUACGACGAGCGUGACGGGCGACAGGCAACAGGUGAACGAGACCAAGGAGGCUUGUAACAGGGCUGCAGCGUCCGGGUCUGGAUCGGUGAUAGGAAGGGAUCCACUUCCGCCGAGAGCUGUCAGCACUUCACAACUGGCUCAAAGAACCCAAACGCAACCCCCGGCCACGGUGUCCACCCUCCCAUUGCCGAGGAGCAAUGCCACGCACAGGCAGCCCCUGCCCCUUCACCAAUCCACCCCUCAAUCGGCCAGACAAUCGGAAAACGACAUGACCAAUUCGCAGGUAUUACGAGUCGCCAGCAACGGUGACAUUGGAACCGGAUCCACGAUGUUGAACAACAACAACGAUGGAAAGGACGUGAGGUUAGCAUCUCCGGGUGGACACGCUACUCAACGAUUGAUGAGCCCGGCCGGGGCGUUAAGGAUCGUUUCCAUGAACGACCAUCGAGUCUCCAGCCCUAGCGACAGCGACAUACGAGUUCACAGUCCAAUUGAAAGGAAAAUGGUGAGCCCAAUCGGGAGAGAAGUGGAUCGUGGUGGAGGCACGGCUAUCAGGCAGAAUCAACGAGUAUGGGAGUACAACGAGUUGCUGCACAAAAGGAGCAACCAGCGAGCGGAGGGUGGGUGCAAGUUGGCGCAGCAAGGAGCCCACGGACUGGUUCGCGUUUCCGCCGGUGAACUCCUCGGCAGGACCCACGAGGAGUUGGUGCUCCUGCUGAUCCAGCUACGCCGGCAGAACGCCACCAUCUACAAAGCGAUGGAGACCUGCCAGAUGGAGAUCGAGGCACAGGCUAGAUUGGCAGAACUCGAUACCCCGCGACGAUUGGAGAACCUUCAGAAGCUGGACGAACUGAAGAAGCAUCUGAUGGAUCUCGAGAAGCAGUACGAGAAGGGCAAGCCGUUGGUGAACCUGGUCGACAAUAUGGUGAAGUUGGGCUCCCUCUACAAUCGCAACACUGCCAACGGGACCAACAGCGUGUCCGGUUCGCGACACGAUCUGGCGCACGACAAUUCGAGGGAUCACCGGUUGGAAUUCAAUCAGAAGGUGCAGGAGCAGCGUUUGCUAGCCGAGGAGCGAAGGGACUGGGACCGAUUGAGCCCCGACCAUGGACAAUUACAGGCCAAGGUGCAGCAGCUUUACAAACUGGAUCGGUUGCUCCAGGAGGAAUCCGGAACACUUCACAGUCUUCAGCAAGACAAGGAGAUCCUGGAGAAAGCUUUAGGCGGCCUCCGGCACAAACUGCAAGGAAGCAGGAGCAAUUUGGCCGAGGCGGAGAGAUACAGGAAGCAACAGCUUCUGUUGGAAAAAGAGCUGAGCAGAGUGAGGGUGUUGUUGGCGCACAACUCGAAGGUAAAGCCGGUAUUCUUCCAGAAACUCGAAGAGACGGUGGCCGAGAACGCGAGAUUGGAACAGGACCUGGUCGUGCUUCGACAGAAGCUUCAAGCGUCGAGGAGAUACGCGGGGAACGUGACCAGAGACACUUCGGCAACCACUGGCCCCCUCGAAGCGGAAUUGAGACGAGUUCAACAAUUGGUCGGUGAUCUGCAGAGGCAACGAAAGGAAUUGAGUAUUCAAGUUAGACAGCUCACGGAGAAGUCUCAUAACUUGGUGCAGCAGAUCCGACCGCAACCCAGUUCUGCUCCUCAAGUGCACCAGCCGAAGAAGCGGACGCAAAACUCUUGGUUGGAGACCGAUCUCGAUUCCGGAAUAACAUUGGAUCACGGUUUAGAUUCUCCAUCGAGUCCCGCGUUAUCCUCGUCGCCCCGUGGCAAGCAGAACGGCGGCCCGUAUCCGCAUUUCAACUCACCGACGCAGAUCAAAGACUCAUCAUCACCCACGAGUCGUCAGCAAGCCAACCUGCAAUCCUAUCCUCAAUCGCCGCAGAAUCAUAUUUCUUCCCUCUCUCCUCAGUUGCGAGAACAGAUCCACCAGCAUCAAUUGAAGCAACAGCUUCUCAAGGAUCAGAUGCAAGGAAAAGGAAGCCUUAUACAGGCGAAUGUCGCUCCGUUAUACAUAAACACGGAUUCUAGAAUUCAAGAGAACAACAAGCAAGACGGAAAUCUGACAAACGGCGCGAUUCUUCCACCGGAAUACAUUCCACCUCCACCACCACCGCCCCUGAACGAAGAAGCGUUGCUGAACGAUAAUUACAGACAGAACGAGGACAACAAGUUUACCGGCUUGAUCCACAACCGUGAGAAACAAGAGAUUAAGACCGUGCGAAUAGUGAAGCGGGAAUCGGAAAGACGGCAACGAGAUAGAGGAGACAGAACUGGAAACAUUGGAAUUCCAUUAACGAACGGGCUUCAGGCGCCCGGGGGUGCGAAGAGAUUGUGCGACGAUGAUUUAGGAGGCUCUCAGAAGUUCGAGAAGGCUCAAUUAGGAAAGGUGGUAGAAGAGUCGCCGAUGAUUCACGCUCAAAGCACAGUCCAGUUGACGGACUUGGACGACGUGCAGUUCCAAAGAAGCAUGUCCUUACCGAGAGGUUUCGGCGGGCAACGGCUCCAACAGCCGGAGAUCCAUCAAGUCCCGGUGGUGCCUCCUCCCAGAAGCGAUAGCAUGCACGCCUUAAGAACCAUGCUGGCCAGACGGAACAAGAUCAGGUUCGAAACGCAACAGGAAGGAAGCUCGGACAGUACUUUGUCGCCGUACACGGAGAGUCUCGCCUCGAGCACGCAUCUGCCUAUCAGCUCGCCAAAUUACUCGACCAGUCCGUCCUACAGCCCUAGUAGCCACCAGCAAAAUUACACAUCGAUCAAAUCGAAUCAUCAUCAUCACCAUCAGCCUCCGUACUAUCCACCGUACAGGCAAUACGGCGAGAGUCAAGGGAGUGUGCAGGAACCGAUAAGCCCGGAAUUGUUGUCACCGAGCAACCUCGAUGGCCAGGAGAAAGCUUACGGCUCGUCGUUGAACGUGAACGCGUCGAGCUCGCCUCAAUUGUCGCCUGUGUUCAAGAGCGAGGCAGCGAGGCAGAUCAUCAAGGAGAUGACGGAGAAAAAGGUCGAGGGACCGAGACGCAGGCAGAUCCCUCGCGAGAAAAGGCGACACUAUACCGUGUCCAGUAGCAAACCCGUCCUCGACCUAGAGGAUACGUUCUCAAAGAUGGGAAUGGGGAGAGCUAGAGACGAUCUGGACAUGGAACGAGCGCUCAGGCCGAGGAUCAAUGCUCCCGAUGUCGUUAGAUCGACUUUGAGUCACAAAGAGUUGAAGUAUAACGAGAGCACUAUCGACCAACUUUUAGGAACACCGAAUAAGAUCGUGAUUCCGGAAAGAUAUAUACCUGAACAGACACCGGAGUUAACCGCGGAAGAGCAGGAGCAACGAUUGAAGAAAGCGGAAGCAAUAAGAAAGAUGUUGUCCGAGACAACCGUGACCGCGCCAGACGGAAGUGACGACAAUAUUAAUAUCGAGCAAUCUGACAGCUUGAAAAGAAAAGUAGUGGAAGAGAAACGACAAAGGGAGCACAUUCUACAAUUGAAUCAAAUUUUAGCUAAGCAAGUUAUGGAAAAGAGCAAGAUGGUGGCGGUGAAAGCACUGGCUACCCUUCCUUUGAAGACCGAAUCGAGCUUAGAAGACGAGGAUCUCUCGCCUGUAACACCAUUACCACUAUACCAACAGAGGGAGAACUAUUACUCAUAAGAAAAACGAUAGAGAAGUCAAAAGAAGUCUCUCACACAGCUGACAAAUCUUUCUAGCACAAAGUGAAAACUCUACUGCCAGCCCGGAACAACAGAGAAACAAAUAUCUUUCUUCUUCAAACAUUUUUUGAAAUUUCAUAAAAAGGUGGUUUCCCUGACAUCACUUGCUAUUAUGAUUAUAUUAACGAUUUAAGAAAAAGAAAAAAACGAUGUUUUUUUUUUUAUUUGCAUCGAUAUUGUACAUAAUCAUCGAUUUAAUAAACUGAUAACAAAUAGCUAUCGUCUGAAUUGUCGAUAAGAAUUAGUAAUGUAAUGGAUGUCGAGCAAAAUUAGAUGAUAUUUACGGAAGAAAAUAGUAAAUAUCCGAAUGAAAUUAUUUCAAAAAUAAAGAAACUUUUAAUUUUUUUUUUUUUUUUACGUCGUUCUCUUUCCUGAUCAAAUUCAAUUCCCUUUUUGUAACAUAUAUAUAGUUCAAUCGACUAAUAAUAGCUUAUAUUUACUAUUUUCUACUUAAUGAAAUGUUACGAUCAUUUAAUUGUGACGUCGAGACAGGAUGGUUUCAAGUUUCGACUCAUAUGAAACUUUAAUCAUGUCAUUCAUUGGAUUACCGAAUCUAUGUUAAGAACACUUUUAACAAGAAAUUUCGAUGAAUAUUCUACUCUUAUACGGUCUUAUACGGUUUUUAAACGAUAAGCACAUAUAAAACUACAUCAUUAUAAAAUUAAAGACUUAUUAUGAGGCCUAUAUUUCGUAAUGUAAAUGUUGCUCGAACAUAAAAUAUUCUAGCGAUAUAAUAUUCUGAUACCAUUUAUGCUUGAUGCCAUACUGCCUCGAUGUUUUCUUUUCUAUUCGAAGAAAAUGCUUCCACAAGUUUCUAUCACUAGCAAUAACAAUAAUAAUUAUAAUAAUAAUAAUAAUAAUAAUAACAGUAAUAAUAAUAAUAAUAAUAACAACAACAAUAACAAUAAUAAAUAAUAACAAUAAUAACAACAAUAAUAAUCAUAAUAUUAAUAAUAAAUUAAGAAACAGCGAUCGCACAAUGCGAAUCAUUUAGAAAAUGACUGUAAUCGAAUUCCUCUAACUCGUAUGAAUGCUGUUAUAUAGGAAAGAAAUCAAGUAUAAUGAUAAAAUAAUUAUAUAAACAUGAUUAUAUAAAUAAUUAUAUAAACAUGAUUAAUCACUGACUUCGGCUAAUAUUAGAUAAUGUGAAUGCUAUUCCAAUUUCUUCUCACUAUAAUUUGUCAAAAAAAUAUUAUUUAGAUUCUGACAUUAAUUCUUAUUUAAUUUCAAUUUCCAUUUAGUCAAAUCUAUUGACUCAAGAAUUUUUUAUAAUUCUUUCAUUAAUAAAAACUUCGUUUAUAAACUACGUAUUGGCCGAAUUCAGUUUAUGUUUGUUAUAUGAAACCAUGCUUUGCAAACUCGUCUUUCAGUCUUGAAUUUACAUUUACAUUUACAUUUACAUUUACUAAAGUUAAUAGCAAAUAAUUUAUUGUAUGUAUGUAUAUAUAUAUGUAUAUAUUGCAACGAGUUUGGGAAUCAUCGGUUCAAGUUGAUUUAUGUAAGAGGAAUGAAUAUGUAUAUUAGAAAUAAGAUAGAAUAUAAGGUUGCGUUUACGCUAGGUGCUAUGAGCAACGCAACAUAGUCAAAUAAUGAAUAAACAUAACCUCUAAAUAACGAUCAUUGAAUUGACUGAGAUGAGUCAUUUUUAGGUAUAAAACACCGAUCGAGAGUAUACGAAAUUUGGAAAUAAAUUCUUCGAACAUCUGUGUAUACUCAGUGCUUUGUUUUCAGUAUAUAAAGUGUAAUGAUUGAAUCAUCAAUGAAAUGUUCAAAAUUACAUGUCAACUAUCUUAUCAUAUAAGAAUUUUUAUUACUCGUGUGGAUCAAUCGAAUAACACUUGUUCCAAUCAAAAAUAAUCUAACAAAUGAAAAACCAAUUAUACAAAAUAUUUCUUAAUAUUAAAAGGAUUAGAGUGCUCACUGAACUUUUUUUUAUAUAAAAUCUCUUAUUCAACAGAAUAACGAUAAAAUGUUUAUUGAUAAAAAUAUGUGUUAUCGUUGAAAGUCUAUUAAUUAUUAUUAUUAUAAAUGAUAAUUAUACAUCGUAUAACCGUUGACAAAAAGUGAACGUAAAAUUUAACGUGGUAUCGUCCAUAUAUUCUGUACGUUUGAUCGGUGUUUCUAUCCAUAAAUUGCUCCAAUUUCAACACAAUCAAAUGCAUAUGAUUUAUAUGACUCGCUAAUCAUUCGAGUAUUUCGACACUUUUAUUAUAAACUUUCUCGAACUUUCAGAUAAGUGCAUUUGACUCGAUGUUGAAUCGUAAUUUAAGAAACACGUAACACAUAUGUACGCUUUAGAAACGUCCUAUAAACAGCGCGUUCUACGUCGUUUUCGCUACUUUCAACUUUUCGAAGUAGCGUGUAUUUAUGUUUUUCUAAGAUCGUUUACUCGUAUUAUUUAACGAAGGGAGAAGAAUAAGCUUUGAAAGUGCGACUAGAUAAGUUAUAUAUAGAAACUUAGAUGCGUGCAACAAUCGUUCGAUGUCGAAUCCAUUUAAUGGAAAUCGAUUGUCGGCGUGUCCUUCGAUAUAAUCGAAACUUAAUUCUUUGAAGCGAUAAUCGAAUUAAUUGCAAUUAUUUUUCUUAUUAUCAUAAGAUCAAACGCUCGGUUCGAGAUUUUUCAAAUUUUUUCCUGCAAAUUAUAAAAAUUUAUCAAUUUUUAUUUCUAUCCAUGUCACAACUAAAACAACCUAGAAAGAAAUAUCGACGCUUCAAAGAGUUAAGAUACAGCAUUUAGACGCGAAGCGUCGCAAAGAUGGACGAGUGUUUAUAAGCUAACUUGCAUUGUUGUAGCCUGUUAAAAAAAGUCGUAGAACGUUCGAGCGAAAUUGAAGAGUGCCAAAUUACAAAUGCAGAUCGAUCGCGAAACACGGCGACUGCUCGUCAAUUAAAAGAAAGAAAGAAAGAAAGAGAGAGAAAAGAAGGAUGAAACCAGCGAGACUAACGCCCUGCACAAAAAAAGUAAGGUUAAGCGUAAGGAUCUCCCCUCGACGACUGUCAAACCCCGAGAAAAAGGUAUCUCGUUAAUCAUGCUAAUUAAGAGAUGCGAUUUCUAUCUAUUAUAUGAGAAUUGUAUGGUCCACAGGCAUCAAUGUUAGGAAUAAUUUUUUACGAUACGAUGAUCCGUGUAUACGAUGUAGGAUGACGCACGGUGAAAUCCAACGAUCGGAAAAACGCGAUCGAAUCACGAUCAUUCGUCUCGAGGUCGAGAAGAAUGGCCGUUUAGCGCAAUCGUUACCAUCGUGCCCUUUUUAAGAACUUUCCCUUAUGGAUGGACAUACUACCAUCGCGAGUCAUUAAAACAAUGAACAUCUAGGGUUCGAGAAAAAGGAGAGAAACGACGAUGCGUAUGUUUUCAUAUGUGAAAAACUGUUCGCUCGACACCCCCAUUGGCCCUAUGGUACCUGAGAAACCAGCGUAGGAUUGCUUUCUGCGGUUGCCACCGCGCCAUUAGGGUAGUUUGAGCGAAAUAAACUAUUGUAAAAGGAAACUACUGUGGAAACAGGAACUGUUAUUGUUACACGAAUAAAGUAAAAUCCAUAUUACAUGA